Molecule: messenger RNA, 1863 nt
Organism: Cadophora gregata
Lineage: Eukaryota; Fungi; Ascomycota; Leotiomycetes; Helotiales; Ploettnerulaceae
Exons: 1
Coding region: 359-1243 (294 amino acids)
Source: RefSeq, a predicted model, not a curated record
UUCCAUUCCACUCCACACCCUCCAAAGUCUCCAGAUAACUCACACCACCCCCUCUCCAUUCUGUCAAUCCUUCGAAGUCUUCUGUCCAUCGUAAAGAACGAUUCUCCUAUCCCCUGCAGCCCGGUCGUCGACGGCUACAUACAUAAAGCGGGCGUCCCUUCGAACUCCGAGAGCGAGCAAUACCCCGACAACAAAGAAUACCAAAGUUCAAAAGGGCCACGUUAUACAACAACUCCUAGGCUGAGGAGACCAUCCACGGAUCUCUGCAGAAUCUCACAGUUACGCCAAUCCACUAGGGUACCAUAUACCCCCAAGAUAUCAAAACACCAAGCCGACCCCAAACAGAUCAGCAAUCAACAUGUCCUCCUCCAACAACGGUGACAAUUCUCCUCCCAAUGAGGCAUCUGCCCGGGCUCGUCGGGGCUCCUUCACCUCCCAAACCUUCAACAACAUCUUUGGCGGCUCUAUCAACCGAUCAAAUAGCACAUCUGGUCCUACACCUCCCUUCCCUGGCCCUAUUACCACAGCCGCAGUCCAAGAUCAACGCCGGCGUAUGUCAAUAUCGACACUUGGCUUGUCUGGCACCUCCCCAACACAAUCAUCACCAUUCCCAUUUGGUGGUCGGCGAGGUAGUGUCUCUACCGCGAACUCCGAAGCCAUCGAUGAGAAUGCAAUCGACGAUGAUGAAGGUCCCGGUCGCAGCAACCCAACUACUCCAUUCGCACGCCGCAUGUCAUUUGGCGCACAAGCUCUACGAACCGUGAGAGGAAGUGGCAGUCCAGGCACAACCGGUAGAGCUCCCUCAUACACUACUGCACCUCUUCCAUCCAUUCCGUCAGGGCCACGCAGCGCGGAAGCCCUCGCUCGCGCAGGCUCUGUCCCUAAAAGCGGAGUUGUAACUCCUCCAAAGUCCCAAAAUCAAGCAAAUCAGGCAAGCACGCAAUCAAAGCCCAGAACUGCUUCUGACUAUCCUCUUUCUGCUCGUCCAGGUGAUGGCGGUGGAUUCAACUGGUCCGAGCAGCUUAGAACCCGUGCCGAGAGUUCCGUUUCACAGACUCAGCGUCCUAGCUUCUCUACCUCCCCAUCCGCAAAGACCAUGCAAAUGCAUGAGCGAGCUAAGAGUGUCAGCGAGAUGCCAUCUCCUCCAACUGCUGUUCCUGCCGCUCCUGCACCAAGGCCGGAGCGAAAGAAGCCUGAUGCAUUCCAAGAGCGUAUUCUCAAGGGAGACUUCUACAGUAUGUGACAAUCUGGCUGCAAUCCUUGCACUGCUCUCAGUAAAAUGAUCUACAUUCUCUAUCAUCAGCACUUUGUGGUACAUCUACUCGCCCUUGCUGACUGUCUUGGUUCUGCAGUGGAUUAGUCGCUUGAUGAUAUCAUUUCUUAUGUUGAUUACACACAUUGCUCCGCAAUGUUGCUUCACGAUGACAAGGCGUUGAUGGCGUUUACGAAGCGAUGAUGGCAGAGCGCCCCGCACACAACUAAAGGUUGUACACUUUGGAUGACUUUUGAUUUGUUGAUUGAAGGAUGUACGCUGGACGUUUUCAUUCUUGAACUUGAAGCAAAAAGGACAAAACUGGAUGCUAGGCUCGUGCCACUGGCACAGAAAAACUUUGGCGUUUGCUGCCUCGCUUCUUCACGGAUAAUGGCUUCCUCGCUUGACGAUUGAUGAGUUCCUUUCUAUUUUUACGGUGCAGGGGGAGGUUAUGGGAUUAUGGUGUAAGGUGCACACCCAAUGUAGCUGUAGGUUAGCUUAUCAAGUAUGGACAUAAUCGAGCUUGAGUUUGCUGCACAAGUUACAAUUACCCGCAUUGCGAAGGACAUUACUUCUGGCGCAUCGACGCCCUCCAAUCCUAAGUAUCAAGC